ACUGCUUUAGAUUUUGCAGAGGAAACAGUCAGAAUGAAGUACCUUGUUCUCUGUACUUUUGCUUUAGUUUUCUUUUGCAUUACUCUGACCAAUGCUCUUUCACCCUACAAACAAGUAUUACAGCACAGCAGGAUCAGAGGCAGGCAGCAUGGCCCCAACGUAUGUGCUCUGCAGCAAGUAACAGGAUCCAACAAGAAGUACUUCACCAACUGCAAACAGUGGUACCAUCGGAAAAUCUGUGGCAAACCAACGAUUAUUAGCUAUGAAUGCUGUCCAGGAUACUCCAAGGUACAUGGUGAGAGGGGCUGCCCUGUUGCAUUACCAAUUACCAAUAUUUAUAGAACGCUGGGAAAUGUUGGAUCGAGUGCUACUCAACUGUACUCCGACCGUGCCAACCUCAGACCAGAGAUCGAAGGACCAGGCACUUUCACAAUGUUCGCUCCCAGUGAUGAAGCCUGGUCAGCUCUGUCUGCUGAAAUUAUUGAUGCCCUCGUAAGCAAUGUCAACAUUGAAUUGCUCAACGCCCUGCACUACCACAUGGUUGACAGGCGCAUUCUCACAGAUGAACUGAAGCAUGGAGUGACAUUGCCUUCAAUGUACCAGGAUUUAAAUAUAUUUGUACACCACUAUUCCAAUGGCAUUGUUACUGUCAACUGUGCACGAGUAAUGAAGGCUGACCAGCUCGCAACCAAUGGAGUCGUGCAUGUUAUUGACAGAGUCCUCAUGGCUGUUACAAAUUCAAUUCAGGAUACCCUUGAAAUUGAUGAUAACUUUCAGCAGCUUAGAGCCGCAGUGGCUGCUGCAGGUCUUGAGGGUAUGCUCAGCAGCAAAGGAGAGUACACACUUUUUGCUCCCACUGAUGAAGCAUUCAGGAAGAUACCACCUGCUACUCUGAACAGGAUCUUAGGAGAUCCAGAGGCUUUGAAAUCUCUGCUAAAUUACCAUAUUUUGAGAAAAGUACAAUGUGCAGAAGCCAUCAUCUCAGGCGCACCAAUGGAAACCUUAGAGGGCACAUCAUUGGAAGUAGGCUGCAGUGCUGACAGUCUUACACUCAACGGCAAGACCAUCAUCACUGACAAGGACAUACUAACAACAAAUGGGGUCAUUCAUAUGAUUGAUGAGCUUCUGAUCCCUGAUUCUGCUAAGACCAUCUUGGAAUUGACGGAAAAGCCUGGUGUCACCAAGAUAGGUGAGCUCUUCCAACAAGCUGGUCUGACCUCCUAUUUAGAAAGAAAAGACCCUUUAACUCUUCUUGCUCCUUUGGAUGCUGCAUUCAAGGAUAAAUCGCUAGUUGUUAAUGAAGAUUUGAGGAAUCUUCUGCUGGACCACAUUGUGAAAGAGCAGCUCUCUUCUAAAUAUCUGUACCAUGGGCAGACACUUGAUACCUUGAGUGGCAAGAAACUCAGAGUCUUUGUUUAUCGUAAUGCAUUAUGCAUUGAAAACAUAUGUAUCGCUGCACAUGACAGAAGAGGGAGAUAUGGUUCUAUGCUGAUAAUGGACAACAUACUGACUCCUCCAGUAGGCACAAUCAUGGACAUUCUGAAAGCUGAUGAUCGCUUCAGCAUGUUGGUGGGAGCCAUCCAGACAGCAGGACUCACUGAAACUCUCAACAGGCCUGGCACAUUCACUGUCUUUGCACCAACCAAUGACGCUAUCCUAGCUCUACCCAGCAGGGACCAGAACCGGGUGAUGGUUGAUCCCACUUUGUGGAAGUAUCAUAUCAGUGAACAAAUCUUGGUUAGUGGAGGUGUUGCCAGCCAGAUUGUGUUGUUGAAAUCCCUACAUGGUGCCACCUUGGAAGUAGGAACAAAAAAUCUCGUCAUCAAUGUAAAUAAAGUUCCAGUUAUAGAUUCUGAUAUAAUGGCAACCAAUGGUGUCAUCCAUGCUAUUGACAAGGUCUUGCAACCUUCUGCUGUGAGACAAUCAUCAGAAAGUCGAAAUGGCAUGGAGAUCAGCAGUGAAGAUAUCCUGCGUUUCGGAGUCCGGCCUGCCAGGGUUGCUAGCCCUAGGAUUCAGAAAGUUACAACAGGUGCUAUUCUGAAGAAAAGCAAGUAGUAAGACUUGAAAAGCAGCCAGUAAAAUUAUCCAAACUCUUUCAGAAACAUUGACUUCUGAGGCACAAUCUUUCUCUUGAAUGUUUAUAUGCCAUAGUAUUUCAAUGCCUCAUCAUGAUUACAUAUUGCUUGCUUGUUUGUACAUUUUUAUUGCAUUGUUACUUUUUAUACAUCACUUGUGAUUGCAUUUUGGUUUAUUAAUGAGGUGGAGUCUUGUUUAAAACUACAGUCAACCUAAAAAGGGACUUAGAUAAACUUAAACACCAAAAGUUUAAUAUCUCCAUGCACUUGCAUAUGUACACGUAAGUGCAUAAGUGUGUAACUGCUGUGCAUGUGCAUGCACAUUGUUCAUAUCUGUAUUUUGCUUCAGAGUGUGUGUGUUUAUAUGUGUAUGUGUCAGUGUGUGUUUAUGUGUUAGCAAAUACUUUUACUUUACUAGAUACAUGUCAUUCAGCAGAAUGUUUCUGUGGAUAUGUCUUGGUUUCCAAAAUGUUGUUUGAAUAUAAGCCAACAUUUAUCUGCAAGGAACGAUUUUCUGCAGUAUCACAUAAUAUUGUUUCUUUUUAACUUUUAUGUUUGUAUUUUCUAUGAUACAUGUGCUGGUUGUGUUUAUGGACUUUAAUGUUUCAUAUCAGUAUUAAGAUAUUUGCAUGUCACAAGCUGCAGUUUGGUUUUAUGCUGUUUCACUUACGCUUUGGUAAGGUUAACUAUAUAUAUUUCCAAAUAUGUUGGAAAAUCAUUUUAAAAUAUGUAUUUAUCUUUAAAAUGUCUUCUGUAAUAUGUUCUUAAAAUGCUAUUUCUUUGAGGCAAUUUGCAACUAUCAUAAACAUACUUUUUUUUUACG
Molecule: messenger RNA, 2898 nt
Organism: Pristis pectinata (smalltooth sawfish)
Lineage: Eukaryota; Metazoa; Chordata; Chondrichthyes; Rhinopristiformes; Pristidae
Gene: tgfbi
Product: transforming growth factor, beta-induced
Exons: 17
Coding region: 34-2055 (673 amino acids)
Molecular function (GO): protein binding
Source: RefSeq, a predicted model, not a curated record